Osmia lignaria (orchard mason bee) is the source of this 7933-nucleotide messenger RNA. The record is from RefSeq and is a predicted model, not a curated record. NCBI's taxonomy places the organism in Eukaryota, Metazoa, Arthropoda, Insecta, Hymenoptera, Megachilidae.
UGUGCUGUACGAUGUUUAAUAAUUGUGUAAACAUUAUUGUUGAUGGUAUUAAUGGUGGUCGUAAACUUCAUACAGGAAUUGCAUAAUGAAAGCAGUUAUAUUAAUGAGAGGGAAUGGACAACUCCGUGAACAUGACGAACAAAUUCUGUUAUUGUUCCUCGAAUCACGAAUAUGUCAUUUUAUGUUAAUGAUCGGGCAUAAACACUUUGAAAGGCGUUGCUGCAGCUAAUAGUUUACAAAAGGUAUGGACAUAUAACAGUCAGCUGCAGCUGCGUUAUUUGUUCCCUGAUACGUUCCUAUGCAUCACACUUUUAGCGCUUAUGGUAUAUACAUAAGUAUUGUAUACAUAUAAAUUCGGGAACUGGUGUUUCAAACGUAACAUUUCAAUUGUACAUUAAAUUUUAUAAUUUUAUAAUUUUAUAAUAAGUCUUCUUAGAAAUCGGUGUUCAACAUUGAAUCAUUCCGUUGUUAAUCGAUUUAAUUACGUUCAAUUUAUUUUAUUUAUUUAUUUUAAUUUUAACUUUCGUCAUUUCAAAUGUUAAUUCUGUUUGUACAUACGAUAUAGGUAUGUAUGGUUCGCGUGUUUUCAAUCGACAAACCAACUUGUACACGUUUUAUUUUUUUAUCCUCUGGCAAUAUUAAAAAAUUUUACACGAAAGAAACGCGUUAAUGACACGUUUACUGACCAAUGUAACUGAUCAUUUCAUCUAUCCGUAACGAAAGAGUAACUGUACACGCAACAGCACUGGUGGAAUACUUAAUAAUUAGUCGUAAUCGUCAAAGGCAUAAGUAGACUUUUUAACUUUUAACCUCGUUUCAACUGAAACGGAUAUACAUAUAUGUAUGUAAGUACACACGUCGCAUUCAGCAUUACGAAUCUCGAGUCGAGAGAUGCAAGGUAAAUCAGAACAUUUGAAAACGAGUUUCUGCCGAUCGACGAAAAUUGUCAGGAUAGAUGGAAAAACAAGAUAGGUUCAUAUAAUUGCCGUAAAGUGGUAUUACUUUCGAUUGAUAAGUAAAUAAUUCACUUUCGAAGUAUCAUGUAACUUUGUAAUUAAGAGAUAUUCAUAAAAACUUGAAUGAAAUUGUAUAGGAAUUUUCACUUUUUUUUUAACAUGCUUUCCUAUUCUUUAAGUAUAUAUUUUUCUAUUUUAUUUUCGACUUAAAAAGUAGUGUGCUUUGAACGCUGAUAGUUCACAGCCUCCAUGAUUCACUGAUCUUAAGUUACAUUCAAAUGGUCGUAGAAAUAAAUGUCUGAGACACCCGAAGGUCGCAUGUACGAGCUAUUAUGGCACGCGUUUAGCCAUUGUUAACCAUUUAUUGAUGAAUUUUUUAAGAAACGGAUAGUCAUAGUCUAUCUUACGAGUUAAUGGAACGAUUUCCAUGGGUCACUGAUCAAAUAGUUUAAAUGGCCGUAUAAGUAAAUGCCCGAUACUUGAAGGUCGCAUGUACGAACCGUUAUGCCGCACGUUUAGCAAUUAUACGAGCGUGGAAUACAGAAUUGGAAGUGAAGUUUCAUCAACGCAGCUGUGUCUGUUCCGGUGAAUUUUCCAGAUCGCCGGCGAUUUUGCAAAUUUGCGUUUCACCAAACGACUGCGAUCUUGUUUUCAUAAUAUUUUAACUUUUUCCAUCACACCAGUGGAUAUGGUCCGAUUUACUCUUGUAUCAAUAACCUGCAUAUCCAUUUCUAUAUUGACAUUGAAAAGUUAGAAAAUUAUUCGAAAUAUUUAUUUGAUACAGAUUUUAUCUUCGUACUUUUUAUUGAAACAAAAAUUUUUCUAAAAGGUAUCUUUUAAUUUAUAUUAAUUUAAUUUACAAUUUGUAAAACUUGUCGAUUAUUGUCAUACCUUUUGUACAUGCAAUAGUUAAUAAUAACUGAUAGAAAAUACCAACGGAAAGAGGUCAGAUGUCAACUAGAUAAAAUAAUAUGGGCAACGGCGAAUCCAUCGAAAAAUAAAAUAAAAGAAAUUUUUGAUAAGCACAAUCCUCGUUAAUUCUACGAUAUCCUGUAAUAACGCCGGAUCAAUUCACUUUCUGUAUACAAUGUUCCGUUCCAUUGGUUCGUUGAAGUCGUGAAAUUCGAGCAUAGAAUAAAUCGAACGAUCAUCAGUUCCCGUGGAUUUAUUUCGUUGGGAAGACUAGGCACAAACGUUAAUUCGAUGUCUCGUAAACAACGCAGGUCGCGCUCAAAUGUACGGGGAUUUCCGGUGUUUUAUCGAUCUCCAUAAAGUCUCGCGUAGAUAGUAUGUCCGCUUCACGAUUCUGUCGAGAGAAUAAUUUUUCCGUAUGAUUUUAUUGCAAUGACAGUUUCCUUUUUCCUUAAUAUAUCUUUACUACGUAAACAUUUAUAUGUCGCUUUUAUCGGACACGCGAUUCGUAGAAACGAAGAAACGAAGAAACGAAGAAACGAAGAAACGAAGAAACGAAGUAACGGCUGGAGAUAUGAUUGUAACUAUGUACUAUAAUUUUUACCAGCUAACAAGUGUUCAUAUUUGUAGAAUUUUCAUAGAAACUGCUAAUUGCUUCACUAAUUACUAGUAGCAAACAGUUACUCGAAGUUUCUAAUAAUACCAAGUUGUUAAUACAGCGCAGCGUGCAGUUGAUAAGCUCUAUUUUUAUUUUAGUUAUUUACGAUGAUAAACGAGUUUCUAGAAAAUAAGCGUUACAUUAAAAGAAAACUUGGUCCGAAUAGAAAUAGCGUUAUUUAUUCACGUUGCAAGACAUAACAAUAGUCAUGUGGAGAAUUGUCAACCGAAUAUUCUUUAGAUAAUGUGGCGGCAGCCUUCUCAUUAUCAGUUACUAAUGGUGCAAUGACAGUAAAUGCGAUCCUCUGACUGACGAUGAGACUGGUACCAGCACGAUUGUGCGACGCAAAUGUUGAGUCAUCGCAGCUGGAAAUAUCGUAAUAACAUCGUCCAUAUAUACACUUACAUUUACAUAUUACAUAUGUAUUUCCUCCUUCAACAUGAAUGGUAUACCUGUAGAAACGAUGAUGUGUUCAGAAGAUUCGAGAGCUCUUGAAUUGCGCGAUUUGGUCGAGGAAAACAAAAGUAGAUUACAUAACAUAAAUUAGGAAUUUCAACCGGUUCGCUUUAAUAAACUUUCCACGAACUAAUAAUCAUGUCAAAUGCUGUGGGGGUCUAUAAUUAAAAGAAAACAAUUAAAAAAUAUUAUUUUGCUAUUAUAGUAAAAAUGUUUCGCGACGUUUGAUUGAUUUUCUACGUUCACGAUAUGCUGUUGCACGGUGUAUGUAUGUAUUCCUGCGAACUAUGCAUUAUCCGGCCGAAAAAGAUAAAUACACUUCCAUCGGGUUAAAUGUAUAUUGUACACGCUUCUAUUUCAUUGUUCCACGUGCUAACGUGUGUACAACGAACGACAGACGUGUACAUACACGUGGAGUGAUUUACUCUUAUUCAUCGGCUGAAUGUCAAUUUGGAAAGCUGCAUUCCGGUUUCACCAUUCAUCGAAUCAACGACAAAUAACGUUGCUUUUGAAUCACGCGGCCAUGGCAAACCACCGAAUGACGUUUGCGAUCGUUAUUCAACUCCUUCCGAGAAAAAUUUGCCGUCGGGCUAUUAUCGCGCCGUUUCUGGAACGCGGAAUGAUUCUAAUAAACAGUUGAUCUUAUUCUCGUGAAAAUAAUUGGCUCAUUGUUUUUGCAUUAAAGUCGUAGAAUUUAUAGAGAAUUUCCUGGUGUCAUCGAUUCGGCGGUUCCUUUUAUUAAUCAAAUAUGGACACACACACACGGUGUGUGGUCUCAGCAUUAUUUUGAUGGGUGGUGGUGAUAGAUAGUCAUGCUAUCGACACAUUGUUGACGCCCGGCACAUGGGGUGACAUAUCAUGCGGCGACAAUGUUUCGACAGUGGCAGCGAAUACUUCUGGAUGACUUCUGGAUGUCAAGUUGAAAGAUCCACUGAUAGCGAUGUGUCUUGAGAUAUGCCUUACGGUAUUUUUAGAUCAGUGAUCGAAGCGUGAUCUUAUCAAAAAGGAUGUUACAUAUGUUCCGGAUGUAAGAGUUGAGGCAUCACCCAGUGACCCUACCGUGUCUACCGGAGCCAGGCACUGUUUAUAGAUUACCUGCCUGCCGGUUGUCGGUUGCUAUAGCCUGAAAACUCUGUUCCACCUGUGUGCCACCUUUCGUCGGCCUGAUGGAAUCUCAAGGACCGUCUCCGCACGAAGUUGAUCGUGGUUAGCCAUAGGAGGGUUACCGUUCAAACAUGGGAGAAUCGUCGUUGUUCUUGAGGAGAGCAGAGAACACUCGAGGAGGAUCUCGCUCGGCUGGUGGCUGAUAAGCGUACGAGUGGAUCGAGUGUGGACAAACGUCAGUGACAGAGUCUUAAAGAGGGAUGUCUGAAUGGGUGGUGUCUGCUCCUGUCGAGGUCGCGGUAGCCAAGUUGACGCUGGCUCGAUCCUCGACCGUGUGAUCAGUCAGGCGAGCGACGAGGACCAAUGUCUGUUAUAUCGUUUGGCGAAUUACAAAAAGAGUGGCGAACUGAUAGACGCGUAUAAUCAAGGCGGCCAACCGGAGGUGGAAAAAUUGAUCAGGGAACAGUUCGGUGUACUGAUGUACGCGGACGGGAAGGGCCAGGUGAUCAAUCGGGCGGAGUAUCUACGCUGGAAAUUCCGGGACCUCGAGCAAGUCGUACUUCCGAUAGAAGCUUCCUUGUCACGGCUCGAUCCUCUGGCACAAUGGAACGAUCAUCAGGCAUGCUGGCAGAUGCAAUACAGAGGCUCCUUAGGGGAGACCCUCUUGCAUGUUCUGAUCAUAUGCGAUAGCAGGUUACACACGCGAGUGGCGCGUAUCCUCCUCAAGUGCUUUCCACGAUUGGCUAUCGACGUGGUCGAGGGCGAGGAAUACCUCGGCGCUAGUGCACUACACCUGGCUAUCGCGUACAAUAAUAACGAACUGGUGCAAGACCUUGUCGAAGCGGGCGCGAUUAUUUCUCAGCGCGCAAUCGGCACUUUUUUCCUACCCAGGGACCAGCAACGAAUGAACCCGGCCAAGAAUACGGAUUACGAGGGAUUAGCCUACUUGGGAGAGUAUCCUCUCGCCUGGGCUGCCUGCUGCGCGAACGAGAGCGUUUAUAACUUGCUCCUCGAUUCCGGCGCUGAUCCUGACGAGCAGGAUUCUUUUGGGAAUAUGAUACUACACAUGGUGGUAGUCUGUGAUAAAUUGGAUAUGUUCGGGUAUGCUCUUCGACAUCCGAAGCUUCCAGCUCGCAAUGGGAUCGUGAACGCGGCUGGACUGACCCCAUUGACGCUCGCCUGCCAGCUGGGUCGUGCAGAGGUCUUCCGUGAAAUGUUGGAACUGUCUGCACGAGAAUUCUGGCGCUACAGUAAUAUCACCUGUUCGGCGUACCCCCUCAAUGCACUCGACACGCUGUUACCCGACGGCAGAACAAACUGGAACUCUGCGCUAUUUAUCAUUCUGAACGGUACCAAGGAGGAGCACUUGGACAUGCUGGACGGUGGUAUUAUUCAGCGAUUACUCGAGGAAAAAUGGAAGACCUUCGCGCGGUUACAGUUCCUGAAGCGUCUGAUCAUCUUGGUAUUUCACCUGACGUCGUUAUCCCUGGCUGUCUACUUCAGGCCCUCAAACGUCGAUACUGCUCUUAUGAAGUGGCCAGAAGAAAUAACGGAAGUUGCUCGCACGAUAGCCGAGUGUAUCACGGUGAUAGGCGUCUUGAGUUAUAUUCUGGUCCAAUUAGGCGGUGAAAUCAUCAACAUUGGUUUACUGUCGUUCCUGAAACAGUUGAGUCACGAGCCUGCCAAGCUGAUAUUCCUGAUCAGCAACCUGCUGAUACUCGCGUGCAUUCCGUGUCGUCUUGCCGGGAAUAGGCACGCCGAAGACGCGAUCCUCGUCGUUGCUGUACCCGGUUCCUGGUUUCUUUUGAUGUUUUUCGCUGGCGCUAUCCGGCUGACCGGUCCAUUCGUCACCAUGGUCUACAGCAUGAUAACCGGCGACAUGUUGACCUUCGGGAUAAUCUAUAUGGUGGUGCUGUUCGGUUUCUGCCAGUCGUUCUACUUUUUGUACAAAGGCUUUCCGGGAGUGAAAUCAUCUCUCUAUAAUUCCUAUCACUCCACAUGGAUGGCACUGUUUCAAGUAACCCUCGGCGAUUAUAACUACACAGACCUCAGCUACACCACGUACCCGAAUUUGUCGAAGAUGGUGUUCGCUAUAUUCAUGGUAUUGGUACCUAUACUACUACUGAACAUGCUAAUUGCCAUGAUGGGUAACACUUACGCGCACGUGAUUGAGCAAAGCGAGAAGGAGUGGGUGAAGCAAUGGGCGAAAAUCGUGGUCUCCCUGGAGAGAGCGGUAUCGCAGAAGGAUGCACAGAAUUAUUUGCAAGAAUACAGUAUUAAACUGGGGCCUGGUGAUGACCCGAACAACCCAGCAUCGGAGCAACGCGGCGUUUUGGUGAUUAAAAGUAAAUCGAAGACGAAGGCGAAGCAACGGAAAGGUGCUGUGGCUAAUUGGAAGCGCGUGGGAAAAGUAACAAUCAACGAGUUAAGAAAACGCGGAAUGACAGGAGAAGAAUUGCGACGUGUAAUGUGGGGUCGAGCUUCCUUUUCUACACCAGUUAGAGCAAGUCCAAACGUAGCCGAGCCUGGGGUAUCAGCGGUGACUGCUGGUUUCGGGGAUGCAUUAACAGCAGCCUUGGACGUUAUGGCAUUUGCCCAUGACUUGGACAUCUCCACUGCCACUGGAUCGAUUCCAACUAACAUUGACGUAAAACAAUCGAAAGCAAAAAUUGCCAAUGAUGGACAAAGAAAGUUGACAACGGAUAAUCAAGAUAAAGCAUCGAUAAUAGGGAAAUCCGUCCCAGAGAUCGUGAACAAGCAAGAAAAUGAUAAAACUGAGCUUGAUAAGAAAUUUAACGAAGCUGUGGAUAUUCAGGAAAAGAACUUGAAGAAUGCGAACAGUUCGAGCUUGACUGAAAAUUAUCAGGAUCCACUGUUGGAACUUGUGAUUGCCUCUGAAAGUACGAAUGACUCUAAAAUGCUAUUGAAAAUAGCGGAACGUGCUGCCAAUGAUUUUGAUUCGCCUGCUAAUCCAAAAAUAAAUCUACAAAUUUUGGAACAAUUCACGAUGACCAAGAUACCGAUGGAGGAACAAGUUACCGUCAAGAAGAAACAAUAUUUCAUUGAAUCGAGUGAUAACGAUUUUGCUGGCGACAACCUGCUAGGAACGGUUGCCCGUCUCCGUAGAAUAAGAUCAGCUAACAGCAGAUUUAUCACGGCACGGAGACGUUCGCGGCGCACCGAUGACGACCUGUCAUCGACGUCUUCCGCAUCCGGUGACGGAGGAAAUCCUCGAUACCAGCAGUUGCGCAACGAGCCUGAAGAGAACCCAUCGAACCAUUCAAGUGAAAGUCGAAACGAAUCCAUCGAGGCAAUUAAGUCGCAAACAAAGCAGAACGAUGUUAGCUGUGGAUCGAGGAGUAAAGUUCAUUGUCAGAAGCGUCGACCAAAAACGGCCAGAAACAGGGUAUCGCCGAAGGAAACGGAGGAUUCCGGCGAAAGGAGAAGGGAAUCGAUCGAGCGGAAUAAGGCGACGUCGCCCACCACCGAUCCGCUCGAACCAUGGAGCACACGCGGCAUUAAAGACAUGAACACGAUAUUGGCUUGGGAUGAAAAUGUGCCGGACAGUCCUUAACGAAACUUUACGAUAUUAUCCUCGACAUGUUGGCCAAAACAACGGACGUUGUUUUUGCGGCGACGCGACGCGACGCGAUGCGACGGAAGCUAUCCACGGAAUUGGUAAUUGAGGAAAUUCCGCUCUUGAUAAUAAAUCUGAAGAACCAAUGGAGGAUGCUCUGUAUGCUCGUUUGAAAAUUUUCCUCUCUUCUGAAUUAAUUUUAGUAUAAAAGGAUACAAUGCAGUAGAGAUUUGGAAAAAUAAAUAAAAAAUUUUGUAAUGAUAAAAAAAA